Molecule: messenger RNA, 339 nt
Organism: Perkinsus marinus ATCC 50983
Lineage: Eukaryota; Perkinsozoa; Perkinsida; Perkinsidae
Product: Maintenance of ploidy protein mob1, putative
Exons: 5
Coding region: 1-339 (112 amino acids)
Biological process (GO): signal transduction; positive regulation of protein phosphorylation
Cellular component (GO): cytoplasm; nucleus
Molecular function (GO): protein kinase activator activity
Source: RefSeq, a predicted model, not a curated record
AUGUCUAACGUGUUGGACUGGUCGGAACGGAAAAUCACUGAUCGUCGUUUUAUGCCCAACGAACACGGUCAACCGUAUCCGGCCAACUUCAAGGCGGAGUUAGCAAUCGUUUACAAGCGUUUCUUUCGGCUAUAUGCUCACAUCUACUACUCGCAUUUCAAGCAGCUUGAAGACGCCGGGGUGGAGCGACAUUUGAACCACUCCUUCAAGCACUUCGUAUACUUUGUACGCCGAUUUGAGCUCGUUGAAGAGUCGGAACUAGCGCCACUUCAAAGUUUGAUAGACGCAUGGAAGAUACCCUCUCGAGAGGUUCUUAUCGAGAUGGCAUCCGAACCGUAG